This is a messenger RNA of Cydia strobilella, 12725 nucleotides long. It is a transcript of the gene p120ctn, whose product is annotated as catenin delta-2. NCBI's taxonomy places the organism in Eukaryota, Metazoa, Arthropoda, Insecta, Lepidoptera, Tortricidae. The coding region runs from base 483 to 3098 and encodes 871 amino acids. The record is from RefSeq and is a predicted model, not a curated record. The transcript is spliced from 20 exons. Gene Ontology annotation, molecular function: cadherin binding. Gene Ontology annotation, biological process: cell-cell adhesion; cell-cell junction assembly. Gene Ontology annotation, cellular component: nucleus; adherens junction; cytoplasm.
GAUGUACGGUGAAGGGAGGAGGGACGGACAGAUAUCGUUUCGUUGACGCCUAAAAUAAUUAUUUCAUGGUGUUUUGUGAUAAAAUCCAUAUAUGCGGAAUACAUUUAGUGAAUUUAUUAAAUACUUCGAUUGUGUUCGUGUGUAAAGGUGUAAUUGGGUGGCUUAUUCGUUAAUCUCCACUGAUUACAUUCCGACCGCUCCCUCGCGCAAAGUACGUCAGACGUUAAGUAUUUUUCGUACUGUUUGUACUACUUGCGAUAGUAGGCCGUAAUAGUAAAAGCUGUUGGAAAGUGCAUUUGUACGGGAAAUUGUCGGUGUAAAAAACUAUCUCACGUUCCAUUUAUCUGAAAGCGCUAUGAGUUGAUCGUUUAAGUUUGUGAGAUAUUGUCGUUUGUGGCCAUUUUUCGGUACAUUUGUGGGUCAAUCUUCAAACAGUGAUGGCGUUAAGUCGACAGAGACACUAGGGAUAUGAUAGCAGCGCAAUGGACGGCGUAAAGAAAAUACACUCGGGGACGUUGUACCGGAACGGGCCGGUGGAGGGCGCGUACGGUCCGCAGCACAGUCCCGUGUCGCGCUCGGACGCGUCCACGGAGGACGCGGAGCUGUCCGCCGCGCUCGCGCACCAGCACCACCUCGCCAUGCAGGCCGGCGAUUACCAGGGCGUCGGCGCGGGCGUCGAUCCCGACUACGGCCAGUACGUGUCCUCCUCGGGCGCGCACUACAACCACAUGGGACACCUGACCAUGGCACCCUCGCAGAAAUAUCCACAUGUGAUGGAUUCAGUAUCCGUAUCCGGUGGCGGUACGUACGGCGCGACGGGCGGCCAUUACGGAACGUACGGUCAUUACGGAGCCACGGCAUAUCCGGCUCAACCGGCUUAUAUGGUCGAGCCACCGCCCAACGUCCCGCAGUACAUAGGCCAGGAAUAUGUAGAAGGUGGCGGUAGUGCGUCUCCACGAAGCGCCUCGCCCGGUGCUUUGCCCCCUCAACACAAUUUACAUUUACAACAAAGGUACGACUCAGCGUCGCUAGAACAAAUCGGCCGCCAUUAUUGUGUGACGUCACCCCGCGGCGAGUACGCGGCCGACACGUACGGCUACCAGCACUACCCCACCGCUUACGACCCGAACCCGCACCAGCCCCCGCAGUUCAAAGAUUCACAGAAUGGAUUAAGUUUAGGCAGUGCAGGUGGUCAAUCAAUGUAUGGAGAUGAAGAGGAAUUACAGAAACAAAUGGCCAACAUGGCCUUAGUACAUGGCGGUGUCGGUCGCGAAGACGGCGGCGGUCUGCAAUGGCGGGAUCCCAACCUUCCAGAAGUCAUCGGCUUCCUAAACUCGCCCUCGGACGUCGUGAAAGCUAACGCGGCAGCGUACCUCCAACAUCUCACGUAUAUGGACGACCCUAAUAAACAGAAAACUAGAAGUUUAGGCGGAAUCCCACCAUUAGUCCGGCUAGUGUCCCACGAAAACCCCGAAGUGUGUCGCAAUGCGUGCGGCGCCCUUAGAAACUUGUCCUACGGCCGGCAAAAUGACGAGAACAAACGAGCUAUAAGGGACGCAGGCGGCAUUCCUGCGCUCAUGGCGUUGUUAUGUCGAGCUGCUGAUAUGGAGGUAAAAGAAUUGGUGACCGGUGUAAUAUGGAACAUGUCGUCGUGCGAAGAUCUCAAGCAAUCGAUCAUAGAUGACGCGGCUCAAGUCAUUGUCAACAAAGUUAUCAUUCCUCACUCUGGCUGGCAUCCAACCAACCCCGGUGACACCUACUGGUCCACGGUGUUCCGGAACGCGUCGGGCGUGCUGCGCAACGCGUCGUCGGCGGGCGAGUACGCGCGGCGCCGGCUGCGCUGCCUGGGCGGGCUGGCCGAGGCGCUGCUGCACGCCGUGCGCGCCGCCGUGCAGUGCAACGCCAUCGGCACCAAGAUCGUCGAGAACUGCGUCUGCGUGCUGAGGAACCUGUCCUACAGAUGUCAAGAAAUAGAAGAUCCCCUAUAUGACACUAGAGCACCACCUACCCAAUCCUCUGGCCAAGCGAGGAUACAAGCUAGCGCUUCCAAAGGAGAGAACCUAGGCUGUUUCGGCGGCAGUAAAAAGAAGAAGGAAGGCUCAUCGUCGUCCAACUCCACCAGCCCGCUCGGCAAGGGCGACCCCGACCACCACUCCCUGGGCGACACCGGCUCCAGCACCCAGCUCGGGUACAGUGUACCCAAGGGCACUGAAAUGCUCUGGUCACCUGAGGUGGUGCCCCUAUACAUGGCGCUGCUCCAAACGUGUUCCAACCCGGAGACGCUGGAGGCGGCUGCCGGCGCGCUGCAGAACCUCGCGGCCUGCUACUGGCAGCCUUCUAUUGACAUUCGGGCAGCUGUGAGGAAAGAGAAGGGUCUACCUAUACUAGUUGAACUGCUUCGAAUGGAAGUGGACCGUGUCGUAUGCGCCGUCGCCACCGCUCUCCGGAAUUUGGCCAUCGACCAACGCAAUAAGGAGCUUAUCGGGAAAUACGCCAUGCGGGACCUCGUACAGAAAUUACCUAGCGGGAACCAACAACAUGACCAGCAGGGCACAUCGGACGACACGAUCGCGGCCGUCCUGGCCACAUUAAACGAAGUGAUCAAGAAGAGCGGCGAGUUCAGCCGUUCGUUAUUAGAAGCCGGCGGCGUCGAGCGCCUCCUCAACCUCACCAAGCAGCGCCAUCGGCAUACGCCGAGAGUGCUCAAGUUUGCAGGGCAAGUGCUGCAGACGAUGUGGUCGCACGCGGAGCUGCGCGAGGUGUACCGCAAGCACGGCUGGCGCGAGGCCGACUUCCUCACGCCCGCGCGCGCCGCGCAGCCGCGCACCGCCUCCACCACCUCCGGUGGCGGCACGCCGGUGGGCGGCGCGCCGCACUCGCCCAGCAACGCCAACAGCACGCUCAGCCGGCCCAUGGCCAGCACCGGCGGCACGCGCUACGAGGACCGCACCAUACGGAGGCACAGAGAGAACGAUGACGCCCCAACGAUGGACGUGAACAACUACCAAGACGGUCUCGGCAUGGGCAACCCCAACGGCCGGCCCAUGAACCUCCAAGGCGUCCAAGCUUCGAUGCCCAUGCCACCCAGCAGUCGCUAGUGCGCUCAAGAUAGAUCGUGGGGGUAACUCUAAAAUCAACCUUAAUGUGGGGUGGUAAAGUUUAAAGUGUGGCGGUUAGUGUAAUGGGGAGUCGAGUAGAGAGUAUCACAGACAAAUUAAUUAUGAUAGACGCUUGGGUUACCCCAACGGUCGGCCCAUGAACCUCCAAGGCGUGCAGGCUUCCAUGCCCAUGCCGCCCAGCAGUCGAUCGUUGGGGUAACUUGCUUUCACACUCUAAAUUGAGCCUUCGUGCAUGGUGGUAAAGUAUAAAAUGUAGCGGUUAGUGUAAAGGGGAGUCGGACAUUUGCGGUGUUUGGGAGUUAUAAAAACUUAACGGGCAACCCCAACGGCUGGCCCAUGAACCUCCAAAGCGUGCAGGCGACCAUGCCCAUACCGUUUAGCAGUCGUUAGUGCGCUCAACUCGGAUCGAAUUAUAAUAGACGCUUGAAUGGGCAACCCCAACGGCCGGCUGAUGAAACGCCUAGACGUGCAGGUGCACACUAAAAUCAACGUUAAUGUGAGCGCGGUAAAGUUUAAUGUGUGGCGCUAAAUUAAAGUUGCAAGAAGGGUCCUACUGGUGGGGCUGAAAAUUAUAAUAAGACAAAUUAUAAUAAACGCUUGAAGUGAGGCAUUUAUUGAAAUAAUAGUAACUCUUCGUCGGUAACUGUUACGUUACUGUUAAAACUGCUGAAAUAAAACUUGCUGUAACCACGAUAUUAUUUAUCUGAGUAUGUUUUACACACAUAACAAUUUUUACUACUAACAAGGAUAAAAUACCAUUGUAUCACAAAUCUUUAUAUUAAGUAUUUGUUUUCGAGGAUGCCUAUCCUUACGAAGAAGUACCGAUACUCCAUGUAGAGACCAUGCUUGUGGAGGGUCUGCCACCUCGUGACCUGAAUAGAAAACUUUAAUAAUUAACGCCAUUAGCAGGUGCUGCCCCCUACAGUUCACGCACGCUCUAUUGCGCGUAGUAGGGUCUGCCAUCUAGUGGCUUAAAUCUAAAAAUAAAGACAUGACAUUAUGCUUCGCACCAAUGAAUACCUAACUUCUGUGUUGCCCCCUACACACACACACAUCCACGCACCCACACACACAUUCAUGCACUCUUCCUAUAAGGAACAAACCCACUUCUGAUGUCGGCGUUGGAUAAACGAUCACAUAGAUUAAUGAUACUCGAUGAAUGCCAUAGCUAAACGAUACAAUUGAUAAAAAUACAAAUAAUAGGAAUGUAGUGAGGUUGACUGCGACACUUUCCAAUUCAAAUCUGACUGACGGUUCCUCUCAGGAUGCCAGCCCCUUUCGAGCUGUCAUCAGAAUCAGCCAAGAACCAAUCCAAAAGCAGCUGUUCGGGUCAUUCAAAUAAAAGCCACUGUAUCGCAGCCAAAUACACAAGCAUAGACAAUUUCAAUACUUGACAUUCCAUCAAACGCAGCCCUCAUAAAUUCAUAAUAGACGGUCUGCGACAUGUUGAUAAACAUGUUAGUAUCUAUGUUCGAAUUCUGAACUCAACUGUACUUCUAUGGUCGACUCUCGACUCCCCCUUGCACAAGUUACAAUUUCUGUUCUCGCCAAUAUCUAACAGUAUUCAAACGUAAACGAUAAGUAUAAAUGUAGUGCCAUUUUAUAAAAAUACAAACUUUGUUGCAGCGGUUUAUUCAAGUUAUUCUCACGAUCUUGAAAGAAUUGUAAUUUAUAUUACAUAUGAGAGUAUCUUGCACAAGCAUUUAUUGUAAUUAUUAUAAAUGCAUUGAAUAUUAUGUAGUGUUUCGCCUCUAUGACCGUUUUGUUCUGUGUUUUUUUUAAUCAGCGAACGUGCAAUGACGCAUGGUUUUACGAUUAUUCAAUAAAAUGAACCGUUGGUGUCUUUUCUAAACUAUUAUACCAACGUACGUUAUCGAAAUCAUAAUUCAUUUUAUUGAUAUACGUAAAAUCAUUUAAAUCAUGGAACUGUCAGAAAAUAUGAAUAUAUGUAAAUUACGUUUUAAAAGUCGCUUAAAGACAAACAGGUAGUAUUAGGCACUGUUUUAUUUGCGAUAACAACUUAGAAUAAUAAUGCCUAGAAAUAAAUGAUGGCAACCGUAGUGAAGUUAUUAUUACUAUGUAUGACCAGGUUUUCAUACAUUGUACAGUCGUCAUUAGACAUAUCGGAACGGCCAACGUGUUCAAAAAUAUUUGAACAUGGCCUUUAAGAGCCAACAGGAGUGGUCAUUUCUCCAUACAAACGUACUCGACUGUUUCCUCCCUGGUUUUUGAAGCUAGAGGAAUGAUUUUUUCAACACAGAUUAAUAUUGUCAAUAUCUGUGUCGGUGUGUUUUGCUUUUUUUGACAUUUUUGUUUUUUAAGGCGCUAGAGCCCUUCAAACAUGGCCAAAAAUGGCCUCACUGACUAUGCCGCAAUGAGAGGCGUGGUAUUCAAAACUGGUAUCAAUUAGCCAAAAAAUCAAAACAGUCCGACACAGACAAUUUCAUAAUCAUUUAGAUUUCCAAAUUUGGUUACGAUUGCUUAAGUUUUGGAGGAGGAAACAGUCGAGUACGAAACCUCGAUUUUUGAGAUUUUUACGCAGGAUUUUUCGCCUAAGCUGCAGUUGUCCUUAUCGCACUAAUUUUAGGGGCGGGGUCAAGUUUCUAAAUACGUACACGGACAGAAAAGUGAUGGGCAAUAGUCGACAUUGAAAGUCGAUAAUCUAGUGAUGUGAUAAGUUAUCGAUAAACCAUAACAAAGUCGCGAUUUGCCUCUUAGUAGGCAAAGUAAGUAAAGUGAGUAUGCACUUUGGCCUCAGGGGAUAUCGUUUAACACUAUAGGUAUUUAUUAUUCCUUGGUUCAUACAAAGCUGAGCUGACGCACUAGCUACGAGAUUAAGUCCUGGCUACCCCCCAAAAAGGGAGGGGAAAAGUCGGCUUCUGCGGUCCAGUUUGCCUCUAUUUCUACCUAUCUCUUGAUAUGAGAUCAAAUUUGGUAUAAAUUUUGUGUAAAUUAGGGACGAAUAAUUUAUUUUAGAAAUAAUAGUUUCACAUUUUCAUACACAAAUCUGAAUAUACGAACGAAAAAUUAAAACUAUAUAUAAUUUUUGGUCACAGAUUUGCUCUUUAGAAGCAAAUUGUGGUGAUUUGCACUAAAAAUUAAUUACACAAUUUAGUUUAUUCAUUCUUUAUUUAGAAAAGUAUCAGUUCUAAGUACGUAUUAUUAUAUUGCUUUAUAUUUUACAAUUUUCACUAUUAUUCAAAAAUUUAUUUUAAACAAAGUAUUAAUUUUAUUAAAACUUUUGUGACGUGAUCUGAUGAAAGGGGCUCCACGAGGCGAAAUACUUUUUACGCCAAUUAUUUUCUUUUUUUUUAAUUUACAACAAAGACGAAAGUUCGAAAAAAAUGUGGUUACUUAAUAAUUGCCUAACUUGUUGAAAAAAUUACUUUACAUAAUAUCAAUUUAUAACCGUAGUAUAUUCCAUGAUAUGUUUUAAAUACAACAUAUUAUUUCCUAAUUUUUAAAAGAAUAUUUAAUACCUUUAAAAUAAUAUCUGUCUGUCUGUCUGUCAAUCUGCCUGUCCGUCUGUCACCAGGCUGUAUCUCGUGAACCGUGAUAGCUAAAAAGUUGCAAUAUUUACGGAUGAUGUAUUUCUGUUGCCGCUAUAACAACAAAUACUAAAAACAGAAUAAAAUAUUUUUUUAAGUGGGGCUCCAAACAACAAACGGGAUUUUUUGCCGUUUUUUGCGUAAUGGUACGGAACCGACUCGCACUUGGCCGUUUUUUGUUAAUAGCUUUGAACUUUUUUUAUGUGGGAAUAAACGCUUCGAGUACAUUUUUCUAGACAUCAUUCUGAAUCCAAUGAGGUAUCAUACGUAUUUUUAGGAGUUAGUAUCUCUAUUAGUGGCAGCCGUACAAGCCCAAUUUCAAAGAAAAACCGCAAAUCGAUGUACAGGUUAGCCGUUUGGCACACGCAUACUAAGAGGUCAAAACAAAAUUUUUGACCCGCAGUUUCUAAAAAAAAUCCCUUAGGAGGGGUAUGCUGAAACAUUUUUUUUGUAUGAAAAAAAAAAAACAUAUUUUUUUUUCCAAAAACCUAUCGUGUGUGGUAUCAUACGAAAGGGCUUUUUGAGGCGAUUCUAAAAUUAUACCACAUCAUUACAUUUUAGCCAUUUUUUUGUAAAUUAAAACAAAUAGAAUUUCAAAACACACCAAGUUUGGGGUCAAGUUAAAAGGUUAAGUAGAACUGUGUCACUUUGUAUUGAAAAAAAAAAAAAAAACUAAAUAAAUUUUUAAUUGCUUUUUUGGGGUUACAUAUGAGGAUAUCACGUAUCAUUUGUACAAAAAAAAUCAGCCAUAUCGUAUCUGGAGGAGCCCAAACUUGGUAUGUUUUGAAAAUUCUUUUUCUUUCAAUUUAAGAAAAAACCGGCCAAGUGCGAAUCGGAAUCGGGCGCCGAGGGUUCCGUACAUUACACAAUUUAAACAAUGUAUUUUUAUGUGAAACGUGAGUGAAAGGUAAAUUGCGGUUUACGAUUUAUAACGUAUUAAAAAAAAACUACUAACUAGAUCUCGUUCAAACCAGUUCUCGGUAAAAGUUGGCAAGGUAAUGUACAUCAUAUAUUUUUUCAGUUUUAUCAUUCUCUUAUUUUAGAAGUUAGAGGGGGGGUUACACAUUUUACCACUUUGGAAGUGUCUCUCGGUCUCGCGCAAACUAUUCAGUUUAGAAAAAAAAUAUAUGAGAAACCUCAAUAUCAUUUUUGAAGACCUAUCCAUAGAUACCACACACGUAUGGGUUUGAUGAAAAAAAAAAUUUUUGGGUUUCAGUUCUAAGUAUGGGGAACCCCUAAAAUUUUUUUUUUCCUAUUUUUGAGUGAAAAUCUUAAUGCGGUUCACAGAAUACAUCUACUUACCAAGUUUCAACAGUUCUUAUAGUUUCGGAAAGAAGUGGCUGUGACAUACGGACGGACGACAGACAGACAGACAAGACGAAUCCAUAAGGGUUCCGUUUUUUGCCAUUUGGCUACGGAACCCUAAAAAUGGCUAAAAUGCAAUGAUGUGGUAUAUUUUCAGAAUCGCUUCAAAAAGCCCUUUCGUAUGAUAGAUGAGAAGUAUACGAUAGGUUUAAAAAAAAGUUUUUUUUUAUACAAAAAAAGGUUUCAGCACUCCCCUCCUAAGGGAUUUUUUUUUAGGAACUGCGGGUCAAAAUUUUUGUUUUGACUAGUAUAUACGUGUACCAAACGGCUAACCUGUACAUCGAUUUGCGGUUUUUUUAUGCGAACAGCUUACACUAUUUUUUUCACCACCUUGAACCUUUUGUAGACUAGACUAUUGUCCCAAAAUAUUGGGCGACGACCGGUCGUCUGGCCUAGGAGGUAGUGACCCUGCCUGUGAAGCCGAUGGUCCUGGGUUCGAUGAUAUGAUAUGAUGAGCACAGAUAUUUGUUCCUGAGUCAUGGGUGUUUUCUAUUUGUAUUUAAGUAUUUAUACCUAUAUAUUAUGUAUAUCGUUGUCUGAGUACCCAUAACACAAGCCUCCUUGGGCUUACCGUGGGACUUAGUCAAUCUGUGUAAGAAUGUCCUAUAAUUAUAUAUAUUGAUUUAAUAUUUAUUAUUAUUUAUUUAUUUAUUGGGUUUCAUAUUUAUUCCGAUCAGAAUUAGGAGCUCUUCAAUUUAUACCUAUUUUUAUCAAAAUCUGACACAUAAAUAAAAAAACGGACCAUCAAUAAAACUGUAUAAUUAAUUACAUCAAAGUAAGAAAUAUCACAUGUCACAUGUUUCUUUAUUAUGAUAAUUUUAUCUAACCUGAGGCUUUCUUUUUUUCUAUUCAACGGAGCCGGAGAGCGGCAAAUUUGUUUUUCAAGACGCUUGCUCGAAAAGAUCUUAUUUCAUGCAGGUGUACUGAAGGGAAAAGACCUAUAUUUUUCCCGAGGGAGUUAUAGCUUUCUUUUUUAAUUAGGUAUGUCACUAAUUCAUACGAACCAAGUAAGUUAUAAGUAAAAUACUUUGUUUAAAAUCAAGGUAUAAGGGAGUUUUACUUUUAAAAUACUCACGACUAUAAUUUAAUAUUUUUGUUUAUCAUAUUUAAAAAUAUUUAAUUGGAUUAAUUUAACAGCCGUUAUCUUGUAUGUUUUUAUACAACAAUGUUUUCUUGUAUGUCCAUGUUGUGUUAUGUUUUUUUACUAUUCUGUAACUCGAAAUGUUAAUUAGAUUGCAGGUUGUAGAAGGAUAUUGAAUUUAGUUACUAAAAACGCGAGCGGCGUGAGGCCGGCGAGGAGCGCAAAUAACGUGCGCGUCGGUGUGCGUGCACCACACACACUGGGAUAGUCCCUCGGUACGCGGUACCGCCCCCGUCAGCGCGACGACGAUAUUCUCUUUCAAAUCUCAAAAUUGAGUUUGGUCUCGGCUCCUGUUGGCUCUUAACGUCUUGAUAAUAGAUGUGCUCAGAUAUUUGGGAACAGCUUGGCCGCUCAUCGGAGCGGAUCCAAACACGGAGCGGAACAAAGCAAAAAAUCGGGAGGCCGAAGGCCGACCCCAGCGUAGGGCCGAAGGCCCGGAACCUUCACCCCGACUCCGCGUGCAACCUCCAGUAAUUUAAAGUGAGGCCGAAGGGCGAGUUGCGGGAGUGUAGUGAUUCCAAGCGUUCUACCAAAUGAAAUGUAGCCACGGUAGACAGCUUCUGCGGUAUAAAAACGUUCUGAAGCGCCAUUUUAAAGCUUGCUACAUCCCCGCUGUGAGUUGGAUGGAUCAGAUAUAUCGAUAUCUCAUGGUGAAUGUACCUCGCUCAGAAUGUGAUGGUCUUAUUUAGACUUCACUUUUUAACAGGAUGCUAUGGGACUAGGUUUCUAGCCGUUAUUAUUCUAAGCACAUAAUUCACGAUGGCCUAAGUAAGAUAGCGCCGUUUUUUAUGAGAUCAUGUCAAUUCCCCAUGUAUAUAGUCGUGCCAUUGGAUGUUGUGUAAACUCAGGGUUUUCAUGUAGCUGUUGUGUUUUUUCUAUUGGGGCCGUGAACGGACUAGAGAUAAGUCCUUUCAACCGUUAGGUAAGAUUUAUUUUAAAGGCGGAUAUUAAUAUACAAAUACGUAUUUAAUAUUGGAAUAUGAAUUGCUAUUCCUACUUUGUGUUGUUUUUGGAGAAAAUAUUUUUUCCUAGUAUGACAAAACUUGGCAGCUGUAAGGGUAAAAUAACCUCGUUUAUGCAGCUUCAAAACAUUAAAUAUUAGACAAAAUUGUAAUCCACAUUUCAAUAUUAAACGCGUAUUAAAAACUACAUAAAUGAAUAUAAUAUACAUAACAUGAACGUAUUAUGAAAAUUAUACAACAAACAUUCAAUUAUUACCAUAGAUAAAUAAAUACUAAUAAGCGGAAAGUACUGCAAAAGAUUGUCAUUGCUAGCGCUUGACAAAAGCGUAAUACAUAAUGUCGUACAGCGCCAUCUGCUGUCAAAUUUGCGACAACAAUACUUUACGAGUUUUAGUAUUCUUUUGUCUGUUUUAACCAAAAUCGGUCAUGUCCACCUUAGUCCUUACAACACCGAAUAGUGACUAUAAAUAGGUUUUUUGUAAUAUUUUGUAUCCAUUCCACAACCUAAGAGUAAUUGUAAUAUAGGUGUCUAUUGUCCUAUGAUAUACUUAAGGAUUAUCCGUCUUAACGUAGCGAUAUAGGCGUACGAUGUUGUGUAAGCUUCGAAAUAAAUUGGUAGCCUGAUUUUAACCGAAGAAUUGUAACAAGGCUUAACUGUUAUAGAAAAACUUUAUUUAUACUCUGGGCCUCGUCAAUUUUAAACCUAACUAAAAAUGUUUCAAAUGCUAAGUCAAAAAUGUUAACAAUUGAGUCACAUAAAAAUGUAUUGAAUGAUAUCAGAGCCAUCUAGUGAAGCUAAUCAGAUGCCACCUCUUACUGCUACUUGCGUCGAAAGUUUAGUCUUACUCGUAUCUGUUUCCCGAAGGUAAAGUUGCCUAAAGUUUUUCUAUAACAUUAAGUUGUGGCAAGUUUAGUUCAAAUAGUAUUAAUUCGCUGCGGAACAUUCUGGCUCUCUUACUGUUAUUAUAAGAUUUAAAAACAAUCUUUCGUAUUCUAUUAUUCAGAGUAGAAUCAGAAUGCUACCAGCGACAAACAAUCCGAAGCUCUCCAUUAUUAUGACAAUUAUAGUAAAAUAACAUAAAAUGCAAUUUAUUUUGAUAUUAAGAGAUAAUUUUAAUGUGCUCGAAGCAUUCGUAACUCGUAAGAACCACCCCACCCUAGCGUCUCCCGAGCGUCUGCGUCUAAUCAACUCUAUGGCUGCUGCUCGACGCAACGUUGGCGCAACUGCGCAGCGACACCAUUUUCCAUAGCGCUGACUAGACGACGACGCUCAAAAGACGACGCUAGUGUGGGGUGGCCCAGAGGCGAGCUUCUCUUAGUUAUUUCGAGAGAAAAUGCUUUAAAACUUUCGGUUGACUUCCCUCCGUCUAUGGUGUUAGUUUUAUCUAUAUAGCAUUUAACUAUUUAUUUUUCAUUAAUAAUUAAACUAGGAUUAUUUUAGUUAAUCAUAGGCCAUAAAUUUAAGAGAUUUUUGUGAGAACUUUUUUCUUUUUCUAUAAAAAAAUCACAUAUUUGCACAAUAAUGCAUUUCUACGUCUCCUGAGACAACCACAUGACUGACUGGUACAAAACUACCCUCAUCCAGUGCAUUAUAUGUUUUAAGUACCCAUGUAUGUAAGUGUUUUUGUAUAUUUUUAUUAUAAAUGUAAGUGAAUGUACAACGUUUCUUUUUCAUCAUUACAAUACACUUGCCAGGGCAACAUAGCUUCUAUGAAGCUUGAAUUAUGAUCAUUUCUACUUUUUAUACUUUCUUUCUAACUAGAUGUAAGGAUAAAUAUUUAAUCGACAAGAUACUUCAUUAAAUUUUGAUGGUAUUUAGUUUUAAGGGCAUUGUCCAAUUUUACAUUAUUUAAAUAGUGCCCUAACUUUUUAUAACUUAUAUCAAAACGUAUGUCACUAAUCUAUAUUUGACAUAAUGGCGGCAUGGUCAAAUCGCAACGUAAUUUUAAGUUAUCUCGGACAGCUUCCAUUGUAGAUAUCAUUGAAGAUGAUUUAUAAUUUUAAUGGAAUAAUGUAUACUUGGAAUAAACCACCCUAAGUAGGGCUUGUUGUAUAGAUCACUUAUAUUUUUUUAACUAGGUUUCCCAGCUGUAGAAGAUUAGUUCUUGUUAUCACUUUCACUUUGCAGAAGAUCUCUAUAAGUUUAUAUAGUAUUUUUAGGUCAUUGUAGUUUCACCUUUAGAACUUUGCAAGCGGAUUUAUGAGGGCAAAUAUUGUCUUAUCCUAACCGUUUUGACUUUACCGCAUCAAGAAAUGUCCGUGCGCAUAGAUUCUAAUGGAGUUCUAUCUAGUGUUACACCACGAAGAAAAUAUAUUAAAAUGUCUAUGGUCAACCAUAGAUAUAGAGUUGUUGGAACAGUAAUACUCGAUUAUUUAUAUUUUAUUUAAAAAAUUAUAUUGAAAAUUAUUUAAAGAGUGCAGUCUUCGUUUGUCGUUGCGACGUAGCUGAUAGUGAAUGAUAGUUUCUCUUAUGUCAUGUUGUACGUAGAUUUUAAUAGAAAAUAUUUGUCUUAUAUAAAGAUACAUUAUGAUUGAAAAUAAUUAUUAUAUUAUACACAAUUCACAGAGAAUUAAAUGAAUGAUUUUUUUA